Molecule: messenger RNA, 1128 nt
Organism: Glarea lozoyensis ATCC 20868
Lineage: Eukaryota; Fungi; Ascomycota; Leotiomycetes; Helotiales; Helotiaceae
Exons: 2
Coding region: 1-1128 (375 amino acids)
Source: RefSeq, a predicted model, not a curated record
AUGUUUAUGCGGAAUCAGUACUGGGAGAGAUGGGUUAAAAAGGUUGGGGUUGAGGAGUUGAGGAGCAACGAGAGGAGUUUUGUAACUCUAGACGGAGAGCUUGAGGGUUUGAGGGACUGGUGGAGGAUUGAAUGGGAGAUGUGGAGCAGGAAAAAGUUUGAUGAGCUUGACCAGUCAGAUGAUGAAGAUUGGUGGGAGCAACGGAACCAUUGGAUUGGGAAAUCUAAAAAGCGGAUGCAACUUGUCAUAUCGCGCUUGCAGAAGCUUAAGAAAGAUGCUACUCCGCUGACAACAGAUCUUAGCAAAGCAACAACUCCGCAUGAGUUCAACUACUCCGACGCAUCAAUCUCCCAACCGCCUGGUUGGUACAGGAACAAUAGUCCAGUAUGGUGGUUGUGGCACGCAACUACCGAUCUUGAAAACCGCGACGACGAAUACCAAGAAAUGAUACAGAUGAGGUAUUCAGAAAUUGAGGAAUGCGAUAAACUCAUCGGAAAGUUGGAGCGUGAAUAUGAGAAAGUCAAGAGCAAUCCGCAAGUGAUCGAGAAUCUUAAGGAAACUUUCACCUGGGACAACGAAGGUCAUGAAUGGCGGUUGCAACAGUUUCCUACCCUCAAAGCUCAACCCAAGACAUCUCAAACCGACCUCUCAUCUCGUAUCGAAUACCUCAACCUCAAGAAAUCCCUCCUUGAAGCCACCAUCUCAGCUACCCAACACGAGUACGCCCGCAGUCACGCGAUUCUCCAAAUCGUCUCGCAACUCACAGAUAACUACGAUGAUCUCUCGCGCCAUCUAUCUCCCGCUCAAGUCCUGAAACCCGAGAGAGUGAGAGUCAUGCAGGCUUUGCAUACGAUUUGCGUGGUUCAGGAACGGAGAUAUGAGGUUUGGUGCCGCUUGAGGGAUGGAUUAGAGGAAAUGGGGUGUGAGAAGGGAUUGAGCGUUUUGGGGAAACUGAGGGAAUUCAAUAAGUACUUCAGGAGUUAUCACGACUUCAUCAUGGAAAUCGCGGAAGAGGAAUCUGUGGGGGUGGAUGUUGGGUCGCUUGCGCAGGGCUUGGUGGAAGAGUCGGAGGGAUUUGAGGAGGUCUUUGGUGUCUAUGGAGAUUCUCAUGGCGAUAUGGGAAGGUGA